This is a messenger RNA of Myripristis murdjan (pinecone soldierfish), 5179 nucleotides long. It is a transcript of the gene scube3, whose product is annotated as signal peptide, CUB domain, EGF-like 3. Gene Ontology annotation, cellular component: cell surface. Gene Ontology annotation, biological process: signal transduction. The transcript has 23 exons. Lineage: Eukaryota; Metazoa; Chordata; Actinopteri; Holocentriformes; Holocentridae. Gene Ontology annotation, molecular function: calcium ion binding. Bases 272 to 3319 code for a protein of 1015 amino acids. The record is from RefSeq and is a predicted model, not a curated record.
UGACAUUGGUCUGGGUCGAAACAUGAUUACAGAAGAGUCCUUUGCUGCGCGUUGUCGGGCUAUCCUCAACCCCGAUCACUUGAAACUAAAAUAAGCAGACGUUUAAAAAAAGGGGGGGAAAGGGACCGCACAGUAUCCUAUCAGCGGGUGCUCUGAGGGAAUAACAAGAUUUUUGUGAGCCCCUUCCACUCUGUACCCUAUAUGUGCUCCUGCGCGCUCCGGUACAUUGUAGCUCCUGAAAGUAGUCUGCUGAACUGCGGUGAAAGUUAACAUGUAUAUGCACGUUAUGAUACGCGCAAGCCUGGGAUUUGUAGGUUUCUGCUUGGUCGCCUUUGUCCAACAGCCAGCUUCAGGAAGUAAAACCACUCAAGAUGUGGACGAGUGUGCAGAAGCGCUUGACAACUGCAGCAUCGAUGCCAUCUGCCAGAAUACCCUGAAGUCAUACAAAUGUAUCUGCAAGUCAGGCUAUAAAGGGGAUGGCAAGCACUGUGAAGAUCUAGACGAAUGUGCGACUGAAUACAACGGCGGCUGUGUCCACGAGUGCAUCAACAUCCCGGGAAAUUACAGGUGCACGUGCUACGACGGCUUCCGCCUGGCACACGAUGGCCACAACUGUCUAGAUGUGGACGAGUGUUCAGAAGGCAACGGCGGAUGCCAGCAGAUUUGUGUCAACAUGAUGGGCAGCUAUGAGUGCCGCUGCAGAGAGGGGUUCUUUCUGAGUGACAACCAGCACACCUGCAUCCAAAGGCCUAAAGUGCGUUCAGAAGGCACAAAGGAGGGACCCACCUGCAUGGACAAGAAUCACGGCUGUGCACAUAUUUGCCGGGAGACACAAAAGGGUGGCAUCUCCUGUGAGUGCAGACCUGGAUUCCAGCUCACCCGUAACAUGAAGGACUGCAAAUUGACGUGCAACUACGGCAAUGGGGGUUGCCAGCACAUCUGUGAAGAGACAGACCACGGGCCCAGAUGUUCGUGCCACAUGAAGUUUGUUCUGCACAGCGAUGGAAAGACUUGUGUAGGGGAGAGGAGUGUCCAGCCCCAGGCAGCCCCACAGCUGUUCCCCAAUGAGACCUGCGCGGUGAACAACGGCGGCUGUGACAGCACGUGUCACGAUGCGGUGACAGGAGUCCGCUGCAGCUGUCCUGUUGGCUUCACUCUGCAGCCGGACCGCAAGACCUGCAAAGACAUCGAUGAGUGUCGUCUCAACAACGGCGGGUGUGACCACGUGUGUCGGAACACAGUCGGCAGUUUCGAGUGCAGCUGCAAGAAGGGCUACAAGCUACUGACCAAUGAGAGAACUUGCCAAGAUAUUGACGAAUGCUCUUUUGACCGGGCCUGUGACCACUCCUGUGUCAACUCGGCUGGCAGUUUCCAAUGCCUCUGCCAUAAAGGCUAUGUGCUGUACGGGCUGGCACAUUGUGGAGAUAUUGAUGAAUGCAGUAUAAACCGUGGGGGCUGCAAAUAUGGCUGUAUUAACACUCUGGGGAGCUAUGAGUGUACCUGUCCACCAGGAUACAAGCUGCACUGGAACAAGAAAGACUGUAUUGAGCUGGUGAAAUGUCCUCCUGGACUGGUAGCCCCUAAGGCCACUCUGACCUGCAGCAAGAUGGGCAAAAAAGAGAGCUGUUCUCUUACCUGUGCUUCUAAAGCUCAUUACUUGGCAGAGUCAGAUAACAGCUACUCUGUGAGCUGCGGUAUCCCCAUCCUCAGAGGGAAGUCCCCAGCCAGGCUCAACGCCAGCAGCAGUCAGGGCUGCAUAGAGACUUUGACCCCUCCAGUGAAGCAGACAGCCUCUUUCAAGAUUAAAGAUGCCAAAUGCCACCUCCACCCUAAACUGACUGGAAGGACAGAAGACAGGGGGCGGACACUAGGGCCAGGAGGUGGACAGCCCUGCAGUAACUGCCUAGUGACGUUUGUCAAUCUCAAAUGUGACUCCUCCAAGAAAGCUAAAGGGCGUCGUGCCCGCAACCCAUCUAACAAGGAGGUCACACGCAUCACUUUGGAACUGGAAGCCGAGGUCAAACCUGGUGACACCACAGGGAGCUGCAACCUCAGCUGCCUGAGGCAGCGCAUGGAGAAGCAGGUUAAGACGUAUAUCAAGGCUUUGAAGAAGUCCAUUAAUCAGGAGCGCUUCCUGAUACGAGUGGCGGGGUUGGAGUAUGAGGUGGCUCAGAAACUUCCCCAGGCUGCCUCGGGUCAGGAGAACUGCGGCCCUGGCAGGGAGAAAGACAGCGGCCGAUGUGUCAGAUGCUUGCCGGGGUCUUACUACCAUGGUGAGCAGGAGCGCUGUGUCCAGUGCCCGCCCGGCACCUUUCAGGAGAAGGAGGGACAGCUGGCCUGUGACCUCUGUCCUGGCAGUGACGGCCAUGGGCCUGCUGGGGCUCGAAACAUCUCCUCCUGCGCAGGCCAGUGUCCUACGGGGUACUUCUCCAGUGAUGGGUUCAAACCUUGUCAGCCGUGUCCUCAAGGCACCUACCAGCCUGACCUGGGACGCACCCUGUGCUUCCCUUGUGGCGGAGGACUGAGCACCAAGCGGGAGGGGGCCAGCUCCUUCCAUGACUGUGAAGUCAAAGUUCAGUGCUCUCCAGGCCAUUAUUACAACACCACAGUACACAGGUGUAUUCGCUGCCCGCUGGGCACCUACCAGACAGAGUUUAGACAGAACUACUGUAUUUCCUGCCCUGGGAACACCACCACUGAUUUUGAUGGGGCCACCAGUGUCUCCCAGUGCAAGAACAGGGAAUGUGGUGGAGAGAUGGGGGAGUUCACGGGUUACAUCGAAUCACCCAACUACCCCGGUAAUUAUCCUGCAAACGUGGAGUGUAUUUGGAACAUCAACCCGCCCAGCAAACGUAAGAUCCUCAUUGUGGUGCCGGAGAUUUUCCUGCCCUCAGAGGAUGAGUGUGGAGACGUGCUCGUCAUGAGGAAGAACUGGUCGGCUACAUCCAUCACCACCUACGAGACGUGUCAGACGUACGAGCGGCCCAUUGCCUUCACUGCUCGCUCCAGACGCCUCUGGAUCAACUUCAAGUCCAACGAGGCCAACAGCGCCCGUGGCUUUCAGAUCCCCUACGUCACUUAUGACGAGGACUACGAGCAGCUCGUAGAGGACAUAGUGAGGGAUGGAAGACUGUACGCCUCAGAAAACCAUCAAGAAAUCCUCAAGGAUAAAAAACUGAUUAAGACUCUCUUUGACGUGCUGGCCCACCCAAACAACUACUUUAAGUACACCACUCGGGAGUCCAACGAGAUGCUUCCCCGCUCCUUCAUACGUCUUAUAAGCAGCAAAGUCUCCGCUUUCCUGCGACCAUACAAGUAAAAGGUCCAGCAGCCUGUGAAGCACUAGAUCAUGACGCCUCCCUGACCCCCCACCUCCUCCUCCUCCUCCUCCUCCACCCAACCUCCCCUCCCACAGGCCGCAUCCCUCUCACUGGACUUAAAACACAAAACAAACGAAAUUAGCUUUUACCCUCUUUUCUUUUCCACGGGCUUUAUCUCAACAACAAACCCUUCACUAUGCAGAUUUAACAAAGUAUUGAACAUCAUCUGUGUUUUAAGUCUCUUUUUUUCCUCCGUUUCCCUUAAACACUGCAGUCCCUUUGCUCGAGCAGCGAGUGGGGAUGUAGAGUAUGUGCGUGGGUUUGUGUUUCUAUUGUCCUGUGUGAUGAAAACCACGAAAACCAAUAGAAACAUCUAUCUCAAACAGUAGGAGUGGUGUUUGUUGUGUGUGGUUUGAGCUAGAAUUUGUUGUUGCAUUUGCGUAAAUGAGCGGUCGGACCUCCAGCUCCAACUCCUACGUAUGACUGUUUUUAAGUGUUGUGUAACCUUGAUUGCAUCAGUGUCUACGUGCUGUCCUCAAGGAGGAGCAGUUGCUAAUUUCAUGUCACCGCUGCAUUCCAGGUCAUUCAAAGCCUUACUAUAUUUGAGCUCUUAGAGCAACUUCCUAGGAUAUUACUGUUAAAACAGUUAAUCUCUGUUUCCUUCCUUCUGUCGAGAUUGUACAGGUGUUUUCCAACCUCUGCAUAGUUUUUUUUUUUUCUGAAAUUCUUUUCCAAGUUAAAUUAACAAAGCAAAUAAAAAAGGUUAGUUUAUCAUUCAGAACACAAUGGACACUUUGGAGAUGAAUUACAAGCUUAUAAUUGUUAGAGCCACAGAAAUGAGAUAAAGUGAUGUCUUUGUGGAACAUUCCUCUGACAGAGCGAGAGAGAGAGAGAAAGAGAGAGAGAAAUGUCUUUGAGGGACAUUAUGUUUGCUGCUUCUUUUAAAAGGUCACUUUAAUUCUUCAAUCUCAUUGUUUUUCUGAUGUAUCCUGACUUCUACCACACUAAUAGUCUAUAGGUUUAAAAGAAAAGGAAUGUUAGAAUAUGAAAUGCAACUCUAGUCCUUAUACACAGUAAGUUGAUAAUCUCACGUUGCCUGUCUCUGUGGACUACCAGUUUUAUGUUCGUUUUUAUUUCAAUCUUGUAAAUAAUGAAAAUAAAUUAGACGAGGGUUGAAUUCUUUAAUCCCAAUUUGCUUGAGCAGGACCCCCCGCCAAAACAAAUCACUUUCUGCCCUUGAUCUCCCGCCCAUCUCUAAUCCAAAGACACCCCAGUCCCCCUCCAAACACCCCCAGUCAGAUUUUGUCCUGUCCCAGUAAAACCAGCUCUUCCAAAGACUGCCUGAACGGGCAGGCCGAGUUGUUUUGUGCACUAGAUCUAGAGCCUGUCACCCUACCUUUGUAGUACAAGUGCAAUGAAUUAAAGCAACACUCCUUAAUUUUGGUUACACCCCAUGGUGACGCAUAAACAAUGCUGAAUAAUUGUUCUUUGUGUCUCCAAGGGCUUCCCAUGUCAAAACAAGUUACAGAUAUGUUAGUCACUAUGAAAAAAUGUACAUUAAGGAGGAUUGCUUUAUGUUUCAAUGUGUUACUGCUCUCUUAUCCAGAGAAAUACUAAAAUCAUUGUCAGUAUGUAGUAAAAAUGGAGUAUUUGUGAUGUCUGGAAAAUAUUCUUUGUAAUUUCAGAAAACAGUGACCAAACAGGGUAAAUUAGUGUAGGUAAAGCUCUACCACUUCAAAAUAAGAUCUAUUAAAUGUUAAAAAUUUCUAAUCCUACCACCACUGCAAUCACGCAGUUGCAUUGUCAGUGAGCUAAUGACAAUGAUGAAACCUCAUCUUUAUACUGGAUAUUCAACCCUU